Messenger RNA from Glycine soja, 363 nucleotides. Its product is annotated as non-specific lipid-transfer protein AP10-like. NCBI's taxonomy places the organism in Eukaryota, Viridiplantae, Streptophyta, Magnoliopsida, Fabales, Fabaceae. Gene Ontology annotation, molecular function: lipid binding. The transcript has a single exon. The record is from RefSeq and is a predicted model, not a curated record. Bases 1 to 363 code for a protein of 120 amino acids. Gene Ontology annotation, cellular component: membrane. Gene Ontology annotation, biological process: lipid transport.
AUGGGAGAGAAGAAAGUUUUGAUUCUUAUCGUGUUUGUUAUGGCUUAUGGUUUGGCAGCAACAACAUUCACUGCCUCACAACUCCCUCCAACAUGCAAUGGAAAUGAAGGAUUACUCACCUUUUGUGGCCCUUAUUGCGGGAAUAUCCAACCCAAUCCAACUUCUGAUUGUUGUAAGUCAGCAGCUUCUGUAUUUCAGAGAGCCAUGGCUUCCGGUCAAGGUAUAAGAGAUCUGUGUAAUUGUCUGAGGGCUGCUGUACCAUUUUUGAACUUUAAAGAAACAAAACUUAUCAGCCUUCCUGAUGCCUGUGGGAUUAAACUUUCGUUUUCUAUGCCCUUAUGUGUAUUGGGUCCCGGGCCUUAA